ACUAUUGAAAUAUCAUCAAAGCUGCCGUUUCACUUAUAAUAGACUUUAACUUUAAUUCACCACUUAUUAAAUAUGAAUACUGGGAGCAGACGUGUUGAAUAAGGUCAAAGUCUUGUUAAGAGCAGAAGAAAUGUCCAUUUUCCCAAGAAUAUCUCUGAGGCCAGAAGUCACUGAUUAUCUUAAGAGUGUCUUCUUAAACAAGGAGCUGUUAGCUGCAGUGGGCCAUCAGGAGGCAGAAUGUCGUUUCCAGAAGCUGCUAACAUGCCUUUCGCACCCCCCCUCAUACACUUGUGUACGGGCCAGCACUCAUCUCGCCCCCCUGGAAGAGAUCCGACAUGAGUUAGGGGAAGAGCUGAAGAAGCAGCAGAUGUGCAGCUCAUCAUCAGAGGAGGUCUCCCUUCAGAUUCUUCCACACCCGCGCAUUCCAGAUGUGCUGCUCCUUCCUGUUGACGGCCCGAGACCUGUGAAGCAGCUCAGCUCAGAGGUGGUGGUCGGUGCUCAGUGUGGGACUGCUGUACUGAGAGGCGCUCAUGUGUUCGCCCCGGGGAUUGUUGCCAGCCCCAAAUACAUGAAGGCUGGUGAUGUCAUCUCGGUGCUCUCUGACCUGGAGGGAAAGUGCACCCGUGGGGCUUUGGGCUUCCAGGGGAAGAGAGUGUUUGUGGGAAAUGGAGUUGCUGAAAUGGACCGCUCCAGCAUCUUCCGCACUGAUGGACCUGUCAAAGGUAUAGGUGUCCGUAUGACUGAGCCACUUUAUCAGAGUCCCUCAUUUGAUGGCGUUCUACCCAGCCUGGUGUUCCUACAGAACCUUCCCUCUGUGGUCGUGGGACACGUGCUCGGGCCUCGUCCUGGAGAACGGAUCCUGGAUAUGUGCGCUGCACCUGGAGGGAAGACCUGCCACAUCGCUGCACUCAUGGGAGAUCAGGGUGAGGUCGUGGCUCUGGACAGGAUCAGAAAUAAGAUUGACCGCAUUCGUCAAAAUGCCCAAAUGUUGCAUUUGCGCUGCAUCAAAGCUUAUUGCUUCAACAGCACUCAGGCUGUUAGCAGCGACCUGGCCCAGGAAGCUGAAGGACCUCCCUUCCCCCCUGAGAGUUUUGACCGGGUUCUGCUGGAUGCUCCCUGCAGCGGCCUCGGCCAGAGACCCAACAUGGCGAGCACCUGGAGCCUAAAGGAGAUCUGUUCGUACCAGCCGCUGCAGCGCAAGUUAUUCCAUGCUGCGGUGCGGUUGUUGAAGAAAGGUGGAGUCCUGGUGUACAGCACCUGUACGGUGACUCUGGCGGAGAAUGAGGAGCAGGUAGCCUGGGCGCUCGAUACCUUCCCCUGCCUCACGCUUCAGCCUCAGGAGCCUCACGUCGGUGCUGAAGGCAUGCUGGGAGCCGGCCUAUCACCUGAGCAGCUGCGCCUCCUGCAGAGGUUCAGUCCCGAGCUGAGCUGGGACCAGACUGAUCCGUCGACUCCGCUCCCCUGCAGAGCCGACAGAGACACUAUAGGCUUUUUUAUUGCCAAGUUCCUGAAAAACUGACUGGAAGGCAUGUUUUCUCUCUCCGUCAACACGCAGGACGGCACCGCCAACCCUCACACGAGACUGCAGAUGGGAACAAUAGUGUUUAUAUUACGACACUCUGUGUGCUUUGACGGGGCAGUGUUGACAAAGACGCUCACUGUGCUGUUUACAGCAUCUGCCUCUUAACAGCUGCUCUCUAAAACUGCGGGCCAUAUAGGGAUAAGCUUUAUAAACACUGAGGGCAGGGGAGCUGUGCGCAAGGAAGAGAGAGAGAGAGAGAGAGAGAGAGAGAGAGGAGGGGAGGGUGGGGGCAUGUGGGGAUGGAGAAGGGGAGAGACUGAAUGAGUAUUGGCAAAUGCAGCAGUGCUAGCGUCGCCAUAACAACAGUGACGACACAGCUGCCAUGGUGACAGCGGAUUCGCUGGAUCUCAGAGUGUAGAUCAGGAAGUAGCGUGCAGAAAGAGGUCAUGAGAGGUAUUAACAAUUUAGUGUCUUUUCGCAGCGGUGAAGACAAGCAGGACCUCUAAUUAGUACUUCUGCUGCUCGGAAGAGAGAAAUUAAGCUGGUGUCUCCUUUCUGAAUCAACACUAUGAAAUUGCAGUUAUUUUGUCAUCAUCAAAGUUCCUUUAAAAUAAAGUUUUUUCGUCUCUAAA
Molecule: messenger RNA, 2154 nt
Organism: Thunnus maccoyii (southern bluefin tuna)
Lineage: Eukaryota; Metazoa; Chordata; Actinopteri; Scombriformes; Scombridae
Gene: nsun6
Product: NOP2/Sun RNA methyltransferase 6
Exons: 12
Coding region: 131-1519 (462 amino acids)
Biological process (GO): RNA methylation
Molecular function (GO): RNA binding; methyltransferase activity
Source: RefSeq, a predicted model, not a curated record